AUGGCAACUUCACUUCAUCCUGAGGCGACGCGUGCCUCUUCUUCGGAUUCAACGAAUAGUGUCAUCACCGUCGACGCCUCCCCAAACACGCAAUCUUCAUCUUCGACGCCUCCAACAAGCAUCGGUGAUAGUGUCAGUGAAUCGUCUACCGUGGUGAAGCUUGAAGACGCCCUGACAACUCAAGCGCAACCGUCUGGUGGACGCAGCCGUCGGGCGCGCGCCAGUGUCGGCACAUAUAAUGUUAAGGUCUUGAGCGGCACGGCCAUACACGCCCCUAAGAAAUACAGCAGGAACAACGGAGAGGCAGAUACACAGACGCGUCGUAGGACAAUCUCAGGGGAUACAUUAGUCGGGGCGCUGGAAUUGUCCAAUUCCUCAACUGAGACGUUCCAGAAGAACGCGAACCAGCUAGUCCAUGACGGAAUCGAUGCACUGGACCUGGAGUGGUCUGUAAAGAAACUACCAAAGUCGAGAAGCCAAAUCAGUUUAGGCAGCAGCCCGAAGAGGACUACCAAACAGAAGGAUCUGGCUCGGCGGAAAUCGACGCGUUCAGCGGGCGAUAAGGUGGAGAACUUCACCAAGAAGCUUAGUGUUCUAGGGAAGAGAGGACGGGAGAAUUUUGAAAGCGGGUUGGCAAAGGCAAAGAGGGAACUCAGAAACUUGGCAGACACAAACGAAUACGCUAAGAUCGACUUGAAACCUGUUGUGCUUGAAGUCUGGAGUAGAGGCAAAUUGGUCACGCAAGAGCCGCCGAAGAAGAAGAAGAAGAAAGAAGAAGAAGAAGUGACGGCCCCGAAGGUAGAAGAGACGAAGCAAGUGGAUAAGAAGAAGGCUGGCGGGAGAAAAGAGAAGGUCUGGCUGACCAAGGGAUUAUAUGCUGGGCAAGAGGGGACAAACUUUGAUUACUGGUCCUCUAAUAAAGGGAAAGAGAGAGAGCGGCUGCAAGACAUUGCACCAUACCGGCCCAAUGGUAUUCUUCCAAUGCCAAUGUGGCAUGGCCAACGACUGUUGCAGAUUGGAAGAGAUUUUAAGUUGCCUUUCGAUGUCUGCUCACCCUUACCACCAGGACAGCCCAAACCAGAUGAGUGGCGGAAAACAUCAAGCAAUCGAUUCGUUGGUGAGGCUGCUGCGAUGUGGAAAAAAUCUUCCCUCUUCGACAGUUUCUCUUCAAAAUGUGUCUGCACACCAGAAGUUGGAUGUGAUGAUAAUUGCCAAAACCGAAUCAUGCUUUACGAAUGCGAUGAUACGAAUUGCGCAGCUGGUCGUGAACAUUGCUCCAAUCGAGCUUUCGCCGACUUGCAAGAACGUCGAAGAGGUGGCGGCAAGUACAGAAUUGGAGUCGAAGUAAUCAAGACUGCUGAUCGUGGCUAUGGCGUUCGAAGUAAUCGGUGCUUUGAGCCCCAUCAGAUCAUUGUUGAGUAUACCGGAGAGAUUAUCACGGAGGAGGAGUGUGAUCGACGUAUGAAUGAAGAUUAUAAGGACAACGACUGUUAUUACCUGAUGUCUUUUGACCAAAAUAUGAUCAUCGAUGCUACGAAAGGUAGCAUUGCUCGCUUCGUCAAUCACUCCUGCAACCCCAAUUGCAGAAUGGUGAAAUGGAUUGUCGGUGGAAAACCACGCAUGGCUCUGUUCGCUGGUGAUAAACCGAUUAUGACUGGGGAUGAGUUGACAUACGACUAUAACUUCGAUCCUUUCUCUGCUAAGAACGUCCAGGAGUGCCGAUGUGGGAGCGACAAUUGUCGCGGUGUACUUGGGCCAAGACCGAAAGAUCAGAAAGUGGUGAAAGAGAGUAUCAAAGAGGCUGUCAAAGCAGGGGUCAAAGCCGGAAAGAGGAAGCUGAAGGAACUGUUGGGUGGAGAAAAUGAGGACAGUGAUGAAAAGACCCCGAGCCCGAAAAAGAGGAAGACGAAGGACGCGAAGGGCAUCAAGAGAUCUACAUCAUCCGUUAACAUGAAAGUAGCUAAAGAUGCAGCCAAGGCCAUCAAGAAAAGCGUCUCAGCUCGAGUCCUCAACGCACGCCAGGCUGCCACCUCAAGGCGAGUGGCCAAAAAGGUGACAAAGACGUCAAAGACGACAAAACCGAGGAUCGUGAAGACUUACGGCAAGCGUCAGACCAAGUUGUCGUCUAGAAAUUCAAGCUUGACCCUUGUGGAAGGGGAUAAGAGCCCUCGAAAUGGAGCCCGUUCAGGGAGAAAGAGUAUGGCAAAAAAUGUGGCUAAAAGUAUGCGUGGAGGCAGAGCGCGCACCGCGCCAAAAGCCACCGGCGGGGGCACGAUCAGGGUAGUCACUGGUAAUGAGGAUUAG
This is a messenger RNA of Amorphotheca resinae ATCC 22711, 2304 nucleotides long. RefSeq lists its product as hypothetical. NCBI's taxonomy places the organism in Eukaryota, Fungi, Ascomycota, Leotiomycetes, Helotiales, Amorphothecaceae. The coding region runs from base 1 to 2304 and encodes 767 amino acids. Gene Ontology annotation, biological process: regulation of DNA-templated transcription. The record is from RefSeq and is a predicted model, not a curated record. Gene Ontology annotation, molecular function: protein binding; histone H3K36 methyltransferase activity. The transcript is spliced from 3 exons. Gene Ontology annotation, cellular component: chromatin; nucleus.